Tinamus guttatus (white-throated tinamou) is the source of this 1057-nucleotide messenger RNA. NCBI's taxonomy places the organism in Eukaryota, Metazoa, Chordata, Aves, Tinamiformes, Tinamidae. The record is from RefSeq and is a predicted model, not a curated record.
AUGGUGCAAGGUUGCAGGCCGAGCAAUGGCUGGGUACAACUAGGGUGCUAUAAAACUGUCCUCGUGAGAGGAUUGUGCCUUAGUGGAUCCUUUUCUAGACUGGACACUGCUGCAACCCUUUUUGUUUUUGGUAGCACACGCUGUCUCUGCCUGGUCUGCUCACAUGUCCCUGUCGUGUGUUUCUUAGACAAGGACGAGUGCUCGAAGGACAACGGUGGCUGCCAGCACGAGUGCAUCAACACCGUGGGCAGCUACGUCUGUCAGUGCCGCAACGGGUUCGUGUUGCACGAGAACAAGCAUGACUGCAAGGAAGCGGGUGAGCAUGGUGGUGCCCACCACCUUAGCUAUCUCCCUAAGGAUCCUUUCCAUAAAACCUUUAAUGAAUUUGAGAUAGAACAACACCAAGAAUGUGCUUAUGACCACUUGGAAGUGUUUGAUGGAGAAACUGAAAAAUCACCAAUUCUGGGACGCUUAUGUGGCAAUAAGUUACCGGAUCCUCUUAUUGCUACUGGAAAUAAAAUGUUCCUCCGAUUUAUCUCUGAUGCAUCAGUUCAGAGAAAAGGCUUCCAAGCAACGCACUCUACAGAAUGUGGUGGUCGACUGAAAGCUGAAGCCAAGCCCAAAGACCUGUACUCUCACGCUCAGUUUGGUGACAACAACUACCCGGUCCAGGCAGACUGUGACUGGCUGCUGGUGGCAGAGCGUGGCGCUCGAGUGGAGUUGUCCUUUCAGACCUUUGAGGUCGAAGAGGAGGCAGACUGUGGUUAUGACUAUGUGGAGCUAUUUGAUGGUCAUGAUAAGUCAGCUAUGAGACUUGGUCGCUUUUGUGGGUCUGGGCCGCCAGAAGAAAUUUAUUCAGCGGGGGAAGCCAUUUUAUUCCACUUUCAUACUGAUGAUACGAUCAACAAGAAAGGAUUUCAUAUACGAUACAGAAGUAUAAAAUAUCCAGAUAGCUUGCACACCAAAAAAUAGCACAAGAACCUCUAUGCCAGAAAAUGAGAGCGAGGAAGAAAGAACGCACAGCGGAAACAAGGAAGGCUUGCCUUUUUCUUUUUCU